AGUGACGUCCAUGGAGUCCUGAGAUGCAUUUCUUUUGUUUAGUUUUGCAUGUCUUUUUGGAUUUAUUGCUAGUGAACCAAAAAAUGUUUUCAUUGCCAGAGGCGGCACUCGGUUGGCUUAUUAGAGUGAGCAGAUGACCUGAGCAAAGCAAACAACUGUACCCCAUUUGGGGCUUGCUGAGCGGCGGUGGCAACCAGCGAAGACCACGUCAAAAAGAUGGCGUCUUGCAGCCGCGGCCAGUCGCCGGCCGGCAGGGACCCCGUCCUUCUGUUCUGAUUGAUUCGGUUGCAUGGUUGAUGGUAUCUGAUUGAUUAGGGGUGCAUCGUUAACGGAACAGCCGCGCACGUCGCGCCAUUUCUGAGUUCGUAGUUGGAAUUUUAAAAAGGAGGAUCUGGCCACGCGCGGGCCACAACCUUCGUCGACGGCGACGACUUAGCGCGCGCGUGAGCCGUGAGGCACCCAGCAGGGAGAGACGCGAGCGAGAAGAGGCAGACGGCCGCCGCGCCGCGCGUCGUCGCCGGCGCCACCAAUGGGCACGGUGUCGGUGCGGAAGCGGUGGCGGAAGGCGUGCGGCGCCAUCAAGGACUCCGCCACCGUGGGGAUCGCCAAGGUGAACAGCGGCGGCGGCGGCCGCGAGCGCAAGGACCUCGACGUCGCCGUGGUCAAGGCCACCACCCACGUCGAGCGGCCGCCCAAGGAGCGCCACGUCGCCGCGAUCUUCGCCGCCACGUCCGCCUCCCGCCCGCUCACCGACGUCUCCUACUGCGUCCACGCGCUCGCCAGGCGCCUCUCCAAGACGCACAACUGGGUGGUCGCUCUGAAGACGCUGAUCGUGGUCCACAGGACGCUGCGCGAAGGCGACGCGGCGUUCAGGGAGGAGCUGCUCGGCUACCGGCGCCACGGCCACGCCCUGCGGAUGUCCAACUUCAAGGACGAUUCCAGCCCACUAGCAUGGGACUGCUCUGCGUGGGUGCGCACGUACGCGCUGUAUCUCGAGGAGCGGCUCGAGUGCUUCAGAGUCCUCAGAUACGACAUCGAGUCGGAGCGACUGAGACCUGCAGAGGGAGACCCCAAGGGGCAGAGCAGAACAAGGACCUUAGGCCAGGACGAUCUCUUGGAGCAGCUUCCUGCGCUGCAGCAGCUGCUCUUCCGGCUUGUCGGCUGUCAGCCUGAAGGGGCAGCUUUUGGAAACUACCUCAUACAGUAUGCUUUGGCUCUGGUGUUGAAGGAAAGCUUCAAGAUCUAUUGUGCACUCAAUGACGGGAUCAUUAACCUUGUGGAUUUGUUCUUUGACAUGACAAAACUUGAUGCUGUCAAAGCUCUGGACAUCUAUAGAAGGACAGGGAAUCUGGCGAAGUCUCUUUCAGACUUCUACGAGCUCUGCAGAAGUCUGGAACUAGCCAGACACUUCCAGUUUCCGAUUCUGAGAGAGCCACCACCAUCAUUUCUUGGAACAAUGGAGGAGUACGUCAGAGAAGCCCCUAGAACUGCACCUCUUCCAAAUGAGACCAUAGAGUACCAGCAGCUAGAUUUCGUAAUUCGUUACCAGGAAGAACAAACCCCUGAACUGAAGUUCCAGGCGUUUGAAGAACCUGUUGCAGAGGAAGCUCCUCCUGAGCAUGAAGAACCUGCUCAGUUUGCAGAUGAUGACAGCGACGAUGAGCCUGAAACUCUGACGACUGCCGAUUUGCUGGGCCUGAAUGAAGUAAACCCUGCUGCUGCUGCACUUGAAGAGAGCAACGCACUGGCUCUUGCCAUAGUACCACCAGGUGGUUCCAACAACACGUCUGCUAUCGGCUUCGGUGAGAUAACAGGAUCGUCAGGCUGGGAGCUAGCUCUGGUCACAGCACAGACCAGCAGCAGCAGCAGCAGCAGCCAGCUGGCAGAGAGCAAGCUGGCUGGGGGAUUCGACAGGCUGUUGCUGGAUAGCUUGUACGAGGACGCCGCAAGGAGGCAGCAGGCAACCAUAGAUGCCGCCGCCUAUGGAAAUGGGCACGCUUUUGAUCGGCAGAACGAUCCGUUCGCCAUGUCCAACGGCGUCGCGCCGCCGACUGGCGUGCAGAUGUCCAUGAUGGCGCAGCAGCAGCAAGUCAUGUUUGGGAUGCCGCAGCAGUUUGAGCCUCAGUAUGGCGCCGCUGCCUCUCAGUUGAACCCUUUCGGCGACGCCUACUCUGUUGCACUGGCAUCCCAGGGGCAGGGUGGCACUCUCCAUGCAAGUGUCGGCAGCUUGAUCUGAUGAUUUGAAUUAAUCCAGUUCAGUUUGCAUUGAUGUCUCUACGUCUCCUCGCAGCAGGUGAUCUUUUUUUUAGAUAAUACAUAGCUGAUGAACUGUAUGCUGAUUAGAGUUGUAUUUUUUUAGAUAAAGGAUAUUUUAUAUCCGGCUUCAUCUAUCGACUGAUAGAAUCAGACCAAUUAUUACAAAGUUUAGUCCACCGGCCAACAUGCCGCUAAAAAAUAUCGAACUUAAAAUAAAAACAAUUGGAAUAGAACUGACUAAGAAGAGACAAUAGAUCUAGUUGACAUCCAUCCAUUGGAAUGGAAGAAGUUCAAAGCUGACAUCUCAAGAUACCGUCGCGUUGAAAUCAGCUCAUUCCGUAGAUCCUCACACCACUGCAAUUAUGCCCACCGUCGAAACCAAUGAGUUCCCCUAAAAAGAACCUGCAAAAAAGAUUUUGGUCUACUUUUAUCAAAAAUCACCUCGUUUCUUGUUAGAACGAACCUCUGCAAUUUCAAAGAACUGGAUCUGUAUGUACUGUACCAGUUUAUAGAAUAAAUCCAUAUAAAAACAGGGAAUUACCAUCGGAAGGAAAUAGAUAGCCUGAAGUGGCUUGGUGCCGCCUAUAGAAACGGGCACGCGUCUGUUCAAGCAGAACGAAGAUCCGUUCGCCAUGUCCAACGGUUUGAUGAUGGCGCGGCAGCAGCAGCUGGAAGCCAUGUGUGGGAUGCCGCGACAGUUUCA
Sorghum bicolor (sorghum) is the source of this 2959-nucleotide messenger RNA. RefSeq names its product putative clathrin assembly protein At4g25940. NCBI's taxonomy places the organism in Eukaryota, Viridiplantae, Streptophyta, Magnoliopsida, Poales, Poaceae. The coding region runs from base 530 to 2236 and encodes 568 amino acids. Gene Ontology annotation, biological process: clathrin-dependent endocytosis; vesicle budding from membrane; clathrin coat assembly. Gene Ontology annotation, cellular component: clathrin-coated vesicle; clathrin-coated pit. The record is from RefSeq and is a predicted model, not a curated record. Gene Ontology annotation, molecular function: SNARE binding; clathrin heavy chain binding; phosphatidylinositol-4,5-bisphosphate binding. The transcript is spliced from 14 exons.